UCAUUCAUUAUAAUCACGUAAGAACUCAAAAGGAAACGUGUCUCUCGGAGUGAGGGCGUUUGCGUAAAUCUAUAGGUUUUUCAACAUCGAUGCCAAUUGCUUUGUCUUCUGUAGUCGCCAAGGUGGUUGAGAGUUUAAGCUUGCGGAUAUUGCAAAGGGUUAUUAGAUUCAUAAGUCACACCAAGUGGUGGGCGAUCCACUGAGCAAAGCCGAACUUCUCACAUGAUGACUUCAAACAAGACACAUUACCUUCCAGCAUCUGUUGGGGAGACGGGAUUUUAAGACACUUGAGUCUCCAGGACAGCAAAGGCACAAUGUUCCACCAGGUGAGAAGAGUGAUGACCAUCCUUUUCCUUACUAUGGUUAUUUCAUACUUCGGUUGCAUGAAGGCUGCCCCCAUGAAAGAAGCCAACGUCCGAGGACAAGGCAGCUUGGCCUACCCAGGUGUGCGGACCCAUGGGACUCUGGAGAGCGUGAAUGGGCCCAAGGCAGGUUCAAGAGGCCUGACAUCGUCGUCAUCGUCGUCGUUGGCGGACACUUUUGAACACGUGAUCGAGGAGCUGUUGGACGAGGACCAGAAAGUUCGGCCCAAUGAGGAAAACAAUAAGGACGCGGACAUGUAUACGUCCCGAGUCAUGCUCAGCAGUCAAGUGCCUUUGGAGCCUCCUCUUCUCUUUCUGCUGGAGGAAUACAAAAAUUACCUGGAUGCUGCAAACAUGUCCAUGAGGGUCCGACGCCACUCGGACCCCGCCCGCCGCGGGGAGCUGAGCGUGUGCGACAGCAUUAGUGAGUGGGUGACGGCGGCGGAUAAAAAGACGGCAGUGGACAUGUCGGGUGGCACGGUCACGGUCCUCGAAAAAGUCCCCGUCUCGAAAGGCCAACUGAAGCAGUACUUCUACGAGACCAAGUGCAAUCCCAUGGGGUACACAAAGGAGGGCUGCAGGGGCAUAGACAAGAGGCACUGGAACUCCCAGUGCCGAACUACCCAGUCGUAUGUGCGGGCCCUCACCAUGGAUAGCAAAAAGCGAAUUGGCUGGCGGUUCAUAAGGAUAGACACUUCCUGUGUAUGUACUUUGACCAUUAAGAGGGGAAGAUAGUGGCUUUAUGUUGUAUAGAUUAUAUUGAGACAAAAAUUAUCUAUUUGUAUAUAUACAUAACAGGGUAAAUUAUUCAGUUAAGAAAAAAAAUAAUUUUAUGAACUGCAUGUAUAAAUGAAGUUUAUACAGUACAGUGGUUCUACAAUCUAUUUAUUGGACAUUUCCAUGACCAGAGGGAAACAGUCAUUUUUUGCGCACAACUUUAAAAAAAAAGUCUGCAUUACAUUCCUCGAUAAUGUUGUGGUUUGUUGCCGUUGCCAAGAAUUGAAAAACGUUAAAGAAAAAAAAAGUUUAAAAAAUACUACUAAUAAAUUGCAUGCUGCUUUAAUUGUGAAUUGAUAACAAACUGUCCUCUUUCAGAAAACAGACAUAAAAAAAAAGCGAAAGAAAAAAAAAAGCCUAACAAAAAUUUGAACCAAAACAUUCCGUUUACAUUUUAGACAGUAAGUAUCUUUGUUCUUGUUGGUACUCUGUUUUACUGCUUUUAACUUCUGAUAGCGUUGGAAUUAAAACAAUGUCAAGGUG
Messenger RNA from Phacochoerus africanus (Common warthog), 1622 nucleotides. It is a transcript of the gene BDNF, whose product is annotated as brain derived neurotrophic factor. Bases 315 to 1097 code for a protein of 260 amino acids. Gene Ontology annotation, molecular function: nerve growth factor receptor binding; growth factor activity. Lineage: Eukaryota; Metazoa; Chordata; Mammalia; Artiodactyla; Suidae. The record is from RefSeq and is a predicted model, not a curated record. The transcript is spliced from 2 exons. Gene Ontology annotation, biological process: memory; nerve development; negative regulation of neuron apoptotic process.